This is a messenger RNA of Nyctereutes procyonoides (raccoon dog), 1417 nucleotides long. It is a transcript of the gene TMEM158, whose product is annotated as transmembrane protein 158. The record is from RefSeq and is a predicted model, not a curated record. Gene Ontology annotation, molecular function: peptide binding. Bases 115 to 1005 code for a protein of 296 amino acids. The transcript has a single exon. Lineage: Eukaryota; Metazoa; Chordata; Mammalia; Carnivora; Canidae.
GGGAGCGCCCCCCGCUCCCGCCGGCCGCCGGGUGCCGCCGUCCGCUCUCCGGCCCGCCGCCGUGCGCCAUGCAGCCGCCGCCCGCCCCGCGCGCGUAGGCGCCCGCCGCAGGCCAUGCUGCUCCCGCUCGCCGCGCUGCUGGCCGCCGCCUGCCCGCUGCCGCCGGGCCUCGGCGGGGCGCCCCCCAACGCCUCGGUGAACGCGUCGUCCGCCCGCGAGCCCGCCGCCCCGCGCCUGCUGGCCUCGCCGGCCCCCGCGCCCCCCGAGCGCCCGGGCCCGGAGGAGGCGGCUGGGCCGGCGGCGCCGUGCAACAUCAGCGUGCAGCGGCAGAUGCUGAGCUCGCUGCUCGUGCGCUGGGGCCGCCCGCGGGGCUUGCAGUGCGACCUGCUGCUCUUCUCCACCAACGCGCACGGCCGCGCCUUCUUCGCCGCCGCCUUCCACCGCGUCGGGCCGCCGCUGCUCAUCGAGCACCUGGGGCUGGCGGCGGGCGGCGCGCAGCAGGACCUGCGCCUGUGCGUGGGCUGCGGCUGGGUGCGCGGCCGCCGCCCGGGCCGCCUCCGGCCCAACGCCGCCGCCGCCGCCGCCGCCGCCGCCACCGCCGGGGCGCCCACCGCGCUGCCCGCCUACCCCGCCGCGGAGCCGCCCGGGCCGCUGUGGCUGCAGGGCGAGCCGCUGCACUUCUGCUGCCUGGACUUCAGCCUGGAGGAGCUGCAGGGCGAGCCGGGCUGGCGGCUGAACCGCAAGCCCAUCGAGUCCACGCUGGUCGCCUGCUUCAUGACCCUGGUCAUCGUGGUGUGGAGCGUGGCCGCCCUCAUCUGGCCGGUGCCCAUCAUCGCCGGCUUCCUGCCCAACGGCAUGGAGCAGCGCCGGACCGCCGCCGCCGCCCCAGCCGCCCCAGCCGCCCCAGCCGCGGUGCCCGCGGGGACCACCGCCGCCGCCGCCGCCGCGGCCGCCGCCGCCGCGGCCGCCGCCGUCACCGUCACCUCGGGGGCUGCGGCCAAGUGACCCGCCGCGCUCCCGCCGCGCUCCCCCGGCGCACACCCGGCCGCUGUGCUUCGUGCUGUAGUGACCGUCAGUUCUCCCCCCGGGGGGGGGCCUCCGGGGGGCCCAGCGGCUUCGCCCCGCGGGGCAGGUGCCAGCCCGGGCGCCCAGGGGUGCCCCCCGCCGCCCGCCCGCCGCCGCCCGCCGCCGGGAAGGCCGAGAGGAGCGAACCCGGGGCCCCCUCCCCUCCGCUGUAUCCCCCAGCCCUCCCCUCCCCGCACCCACGUGCCCUAGAUUCACGGCAGAAAACGACCAAAUCCUGUGUAUUCGUUUUAUAUAUUUAAUAACUGUUUUAAAUGAAAGUUUUGGUAAAAAAAAAAAAAAAGAAAAAUUCAAAUUGCUAUUGCUGUAGUAAGAGAAGCUCUUUGUAUCCAGA